Papilio xuthus (Asian swallowtail) is the source of this 2237-nucleotide messenger RNA. RefSeq names its product membrane-bound alkaline phosphatase. The transcript is spliced from 9 exons. Bases 167 to 1693 code for a protein of 508 amino acids. Gene Ontology annotation, molecular function: alkaline phosphatase activity. The record is from RefSeq and is a predicted model, not a curated record. Gene Ontology annotation, biological process: dephosphorylation. NCBI's taxonomy places the organism in Eukaryota, Metazoa, Arthropoda, Insecta, Lepidoptera, Papilionidae.
CGCUAGUAUAAUGGCGAACGUUGCUGUGGUAGUGCUCGAUAAUUACAUUUAUUUUAUUUAAUGUACAUUUAAAUCAAUUAAAAAUUGUGCAUAAAUGUAAAUAAAAUUAAAUUUUAGUUAAACAUUUUAUAUUUAUCAAUUAUUCCGUGUUUUUUUUUAAAUAAACAUGAGGAAUUUGAAGGGAUUGUAUUUUGUGCCAGUGUUUUUUUUGUGUGUAUGGUCAAGAAGUUUGCAUCAGGAAAACCAGAAUGCACCGCGACCAUCAUUCGAUGAACACAAUAAGGAACAUUGGAAGAUGCAGGCGCAAUGGAUUUUAAAAAAUAAGGUAUCCAGUACGUUAAACAAGAGGACAGCGAAGAAUGUAAUCCUGUUCCUUGGUGACGGCAUGAGUAUCACCACACUGGCCGCCACACGAGUCUACCUCGGGCAGAAGUAUGGCCAUAUGGGAGAGGAGUUGAAGUUGAGCUUUGAAGCCUUCCCUUAUACAGGUUUAGCGAAGACGUAUUGCGUGGACCACAAUGUAGCGGACUCAGCGUGUAGUGGUACCGCUUAUCUAACAGGCGUGAAGGCCAACAGUGGGACUGUGGGCUUGAGUGCUGCAGUCAAGCGAGGGGACUGCGAUGGACAGAGGGGGGGAAUACACGCCGUCACUGGCUUGAUAGACUGGGCGCAAAAAGCAGGAAAAGCUACUGGUGUGGUAACAACUACACGAGUGACGCACGCAACUCCUGCUGCAUCUUACGCGCACUCAGCUGAUAGGAGAUGGGAGGCGGAUACAGACCUUCCGCCUAACAGCCGCUGCGAGGACAUAGCACUACAGCUGAUAAGAGGGCGAGUGGGCAGCCAGAUUGAUGUUGUAAUGGGUGGUGGAAGAAAGAACUUUUUGUCUCGUACAUUGAAAGACUCUCAAGGCAAUCCGGGAUACAGAACCGAUAGCUUGGACUUGAUUAAAGAAUGGCAGCUCAAUAAGAAAUCGCGCGGUGGAACUCCAAAGUACAUUUAUAAUAGGACACAAUUACUGACACUUGAUUUUAGGGCUUACGAUAGUGUGUUGGGUCUUUUCGCAAGCGAUCAUUUACCUUACCAUUUGGAGGCGACUGAAGAUGUACCGGUACUAAGUGAAAUGACUCAAAGAGCUAUACAGAUGCUGUCAGCUAAUAAAAAUGGUUUCUUCCUCUUUGUUGAAGGCGGACGAAUCGACACUGCACAUCAUGAGACAAAGGCGCGUAAAGCGUUAGACGAGACGGCAGAAUUAGCCAAGGCUGUCGAGGCCGCUAUCAAGAUGGUGAAUCCUGAGGAGACCCUGAUCAUUGUGACGUCAGACCACAGUCACACCAUGACGUAUAGUGGAUACAGCAAACGAGGGACAGACAUAUUAGGAUUUACUAAUAGAUUGAAUGCAUCUGACAAUUUGCCGUACACCACACUGAGCUACGCUAACGGACCAGGCUACAAGCCACACGAGAAAUUCCAGAGACAUAAUCUUAUGGUGGACGACAUGAACAACCCCGACUUCACGUAUCCGUCUCUGGUGCCGAUAUCUCGAGAGACUCACGGCGGCGAGGACGUGGCGGUGUUCGCGAAGGGACCCUGGUCACAUCUCUUCACUGGGAACUACGAACAAAACUUUAUACCACAUGCGAUCGCGUUUGCCGCAUGCAUAGGACCUGGUUACACUUCUUGUAAAUUAUGAGUCUAGGUUUCAAGUUUGAGUUCUAAGUUCUGAUUAUAUGAGUUCUGAAUUUCGUUCUGAGUGUUAAGCACUGCCCUCUAUAAAUGGACUGGCUAUAAGACAUAGUAUUUUGUGCCUAUUUGAUUUUGAUGUGAUGUUGAUUCGAACUAAUAAUGAUAAAAAUAACUGUCCCGUAACAUAAACAGGCGCCUUUAAAUCGUAACAAAACAAAAGAUGACAUUCGGUCAUACAUUUAUAAAAAUCAGUGGUUCUGAGAUUGCAGUGUUUUGUUAUUUUUUUUUGUUUCUGUAACGUUGACAAUAUGACCUGCCGGUAUUUGUUUUGAAUAGAUAUCUAUCUUCUAUGAGUUUGUAUGUAUGUCAUUCAAUUGUGACUUUCUAUAACCUAAUUAUGAAACCAAUUUUGAUAGUACAGGUUUUAGGUACGAUCUCUUAGGUUUAUUGUUCAUUACUAUUUUUCUAGACUCAUGUUAUAAAAUAAAAAGCGUAAUCUAUUCUGAAGAGUAACAAAUAAUGCACAUAAAUACGUUUAAAAUCAUUAGCAG